Molecule: messenger RNA, 2423 nt
Organism: Sceloporus undulatus (fence lizard)
Lineage: Eukaryota; Metazoa; Chordata; Lepidosauria; Squamata; Phrynosomatidae
Gene: SHCBP1
Product: SHC binding and spindle associated 1
Exons: 13
Coding region: 33-2096 (687 amino acids)
Biological process (GO): fibroblast growth factor receptor signaling pathway
Source: RefSeq, a predicted model, not a curated record
GCGGAGGCUUGUUCUUGCUCUCGUUCGCGGCCAUGGCGCUGCAGCCGGAGGAGCCCCGGGCGCCCCUGCCCUUUCCGGGCCUGGAAGAGGAGGCAGAGGCCGGGAGGGAGCCGCCAGCAGCAGCCCAGGAGGAGGAGGAGGAGUCUCCCGCUGGGCUCCCUGCUCCCCUUCUUUUCCCUGAUGGGAGCAAAGAGAGUGAUGGCAGUGAAUAUGGCAGCUGCAGUGAUGGCAGGAGUCAGGACAAGCCAGGGACUGCUUUGCAGAGAUUCGCACUGGAAAACAACGCUCUCUUUCCAGAUACGUUCCAGACAAGUAACCUCCUUUUCUAUGAGCGGUUCAAAGCCUACCAGGACUACAUGCUGGCUGACUGUAAAGCCUCAGAAGUGAAAGAGUUCACCGCAGAGUACUUGGAGAAGGUCCUGGAACCAUCCGGAUGGCAAGCAGUGUGGCGCACCAAUGUGUUUGAGGUGCUAGUUGAGGUUGUCGAUGUGGAGUACUCUGCUCUCAAAGCUGUAGUGCGCCUCUGUGAGCCAUUCCUGUGUGAGACCCGCGAAUGUGCCUUUACCCUGGAGCGCAUGCAAGAGCUGCUUGAACUGAAGGAGCAUCAGCUGCCAUUGCAGGAGUUGUGGGUUGUGUUUGACGAAUCGGGGGAGUUUGAUCAGACCGCGCUUGCUAUUGAGCACAUCAGGUUUUUUUACAAGCACAUUUGGCGGAGCUGGGAUGAAGAGGAUGACGAUGACUUUGAUUACUUUGUCAGAUGUGUGGAGCCUCGGCUGAGACUAUAUUACGACAUCAUUGAAGACCGUGUCCCAUCUGCUCUGGUUGCUGAGUACCAGAGCCGUCUUUCGCAGUGUGAAGAGCUCUAUCGGAGUUUCCUAGACUUCAGGAACAGCAUCUCGGGAGCUGAUUCUGACUCUGAAGCAGAAAAUGUCUUUGUGGUGGAAGGGAUGAAACUCUAUGAAAGGAUUGAGAAUCUGAAACAAAAGCUGAAGCUCAUCGAAAAUCCUCUGUUGAGGUACGUGUUUGCUUAUCAAAAACACGCCCGCCUCCAAGCAAAAGGUGUGCGUCCGUCUGACACCACAGUUACUCACGUUGUGUCUUCUGCUAUGAUGUCAAGCCUUUUGGAGUGCCUCUUUCGGGACAAACUUUCCCCGGAGUCUUUUAAUGGAGAAAUAGAAAUCCAGUUCCACCGUGACCCACUGUCUGCUGUUCAUGCUUGCUACGAAGGGGAUAGAAUCAUCAUUUGUCCAGGGCAUUAUACAGUUGAAGGUGCAUUACACAUUGCAGACUCUAUUGAAAUUGAAGGAUAUGGUUUUCCAGAUGACAUAGUAAUAGAAGAACGAGGGAAGGCCGAUGUUUUUGUGGAGUGUACGGGCGCCAAUGUGAAAAUCUCCAGCUUGAAGCUUGUCCAGCAUGAUGCGGUGGAAGGUAUCUUGAGUGUUCACCAAGGGAAAACUAUGCUAGAGAACUGUGUCUUACAGUGUGAAACCACUGGAGUUGCUGUCCGAACAUCAGCUGAGUUUUUAAUGAAAAACUCAGACUUGUAUGGUGCAAAGGGUGCUGGUAUUGAAAUCUACCCAGGAGGUACGUGUACCUUGACAGGAAAUGGCAUCCACCAUUGCAAAGAGGGAAUUCUCAUAAAAGACUUUUUAGAUGAGAACUAUGACAUUCCCAAGAUAACAAUGGUGAACAAUGUAAUCCACAACAAUGAAGGGUAUGGUGUCGUCUUGGUGAAACCUGCAGUCACUUUGGAUGUGAAAGAGAAUCCUUUAGAAAGUGUGGAAGAACAAAGGAAGAAUGGCCAGUCUGCUGCUGAUGUCAAUGUGGGGUGUGAAGACCUACACAAACAGGCUAGUGGUGAAUUGGACCCCUGUAGAAGAAUGGAUGCUUCUGAGCCCCUGGAAGACAAUUCAGAAAUUGCCAAUGAACUUUCUGUUGCAUCACUCAAGAAGAGCCAGCUGAAUAAAAAAAGGCUGAGCAACUUAGGGAUCACAGAGGCAGAUGAUGAUCUCAUGUCUCAAGAAAUGUUUGUGUCCAUUGUGGGAAACCAGUUUAAAUGGAAUGGAAAAGGGACCUUUGGAACAUUUCUUUAUUGACUUUUCAGAAUGGCAUUAGAAUAACACCUGUUGGCUGACUUGUUCCAGAGUAGGUGAAGCUUGCCUUUUGGAUUUGGUUACAUUUCUUGCUUCAGUGUGAUUUUGGCAUAUUCUUUUUAGCAAUGUGUGUACAUCGUGCAAACAAAAUACAGAUUCCUUACAGCAAAUUUUGAACCUAGGACUUGAGAGCAAAAAUGACUCCGGUGAGUUUUGAACAGCUGAGCUUAUUUCCUACUAUACAUAAGUAUGUAUAUAUAUAUAUAUAUAUAUCACUAUUUUUACUACAGUAUUUAACUCUAAUAUAAGUCACCCCUUUUUAAUUUUUUU